AUGUACGAAGGGAUUGACAACCUGAAAUCCCUUUACGACCGUGCCGGGAAGACUUUCUCCGGCGGUCCUUCUGCGGCACAGGAUGUGUCGCGUCGUACCGCUCGACCAGACCCAGUACGUCAACCAUCAAUUGGGAGCGGGGCUCCCAAGAAUCCCAGGACGGGGGAUAGCCGCGCCACCGGACGAGGUAACUCGUCCGACGUCCGUUCACGUCGCGGUGGUUCAACAGCUGCUCAACUAGAUAGCGCUGGCCACCGCGAGAGUCCUCUAAUGGAGGUGGAGGAGGAGGAAAGACGCUCUCCACACGAUCAUGUGGAUCGGUGUGUUCCCGAGAGCUUCUUUGAUCGCGUAACGCAAGGGUUACGCGACGAUCUCGAGCAUGAGCGGAAUAGGCGUCUCCAAAUGGCGGACACUGCCUCGAAGCAUCGAGCUGAGUUUGCCUUUGCUCAGCUCGAGAACGAGAGAUCUCUGACAUCUCUUCGUGACGAGCUAAGGUUAGCUCGUGGGAUUGUUGAUCGGUCUCGGGCUGAGAUAACUGCUCUUCAGACCCUUGUUGAUGCCCACCAUCGGGAGCACAAGGCUCUCUGCGAGAUGCUUGAGCGCAAGGGCGUUCUUCAUCGGAAGAAGCAGCGUACUGAUGGUACGGCUUAA
Molecule: messenger RNA, 651 nt
Organism: Peronospora matthiolae
Lineage: Eukaryota; Oomycota; Peronosporomycetes; Peronosporales; Peronosporaceae
Source: the annotation of a GenBank genome assembly